Messenger RNA from Pneumocystis murina B123, 1818 nucleotides. RefSeq lists its product as hypothetical. The record is from RefSeq and is a predicted model, not a curated record. Bases 1 to 1818 code for a protein of 605 amino acids. The transcript has 8 exons. NCBI's taxonomy places the organism in Eukaryota, Fungi, Ascomycota, Pneumocystomycetes, Pneumocystales, Pneumocystaceae.
AUGAUGUAUAAAAGACAGAAUAUAUCUGGUCUUUUUUUUGGAAUGACGCUAAAACUUUUUAUACUUUUUACAGUAUAUAAGCUUUUUUUUGUCUGUCCUUUGGAGAGUCCAUCAAAAACAAAAAUGUUGUUAUGUAGGAAUUAUCAUUAUUUGAAAUCAUCAAUGGAUCCAUAUCUAAAAUCUAUAUAUUAUAAAUAUGCAUUAGAACAAGUAGAGAUGGUUGAACCUUAUUUAAAAAAUGUACAAAAAAAUGUAGGAAAAUACAGUAAACCUGCCAUAAAACAUAUUAAAGACCAAUAUGAGAAUUAUAUUUACCCAUAUUUUGUAUAUGGAAAAGAGAGUAUAUAUAAAUUCGUUAAAAAACAUAUAGGACCGGUAAAAAUAAAGUACAUUAAGGAAUACGAUAGAUUUUAUAGAAAUAGGUUUAAGGAUUAUCUGGUUUAUUCUAAGAAGGUUUAUUGGACACAUAUUUAUCCAGGUAUUUAUUCAACUCGUCAAACGGUUAUUUAUAUCUAUCAAUCAAAAUUAAUUCCGUUUUAUCAGCAAACUAAGCCUCAUGUGAUACACUUUUUAAAAACAAUGCUUCAAUUUUUGAUAAGAGAAGUUUAUCCACGUAUUGUAGAGGGAUUGAUUUGGCUAAAAGACUUUUUUUUCACGUACGCAGUUCCAAAAUUUAAUGAUUUUUGGAUUACACAUGUAAAUCCACAAUUGGAGAGAAUUUAUGAUCGUAUUUUUCAAUAUAAAAAUUCAGAUUACAAUAUUGCUUCGGAAACUCAAUCAAGCAGAUAUGAAUCGCCAGAAGAAAAUAUUUUGGACCAGAAAAAGAAUACACAUAUUUCAUACGAUCAGACAGAAAACCAGCUUUUUUCAGAAAUAUUAUCUUUAUGGACCGAUCGUCUUAAUAAAAUUGGCAAAGAAAUAGAAGAAGCAUUAAUCGAGGAUUUAGUCGAUGUGUUUUUACCAGUCAUUUAUAAAAAAGAGAAGGCAGUGAUUCAAAAUCUCCUUAAUGAAUUAAAUUUAUUAGUAAAUUCGGAAAUCUCUAAAAUAAAAAACAAAAUUAUACCAAAAGAUAAUGUUCUUAAAGGUGCUAAAAAAGACAUUUUUUAUAACAUCGAUGACAUUAAGGAAGCUGGAAAAACAAUUCAUGCUAAAGCUUUAGAAAUAAGAAAAUAUCUUAAAUCUAUUGAAAAUGAUUGUAAAAAGAAAAUAAUUAAAAAAUCUAAGCUAUAUUUUAACCAAGUUAUAAUAUUUCAAUCAGAAAUAACUUCAUUGUUUGAAGUAUUUAUUAAAUUGAGUACUAAAGAUGAGAAUUAUAAAAAAGUUUAUAAUAAAUAUUUUGAUUUUAAAAAUCUUAUUGAUACAAUUGAAAAACAAUUUUUUGAUUCUAUAUUGAAUUCUACUUUAUCUAGUGUUAAACAAAUACGUAAUUUAUCUAUAAAAGCAGAACUUGCUGUAAAUAAUAUCACAGGUCUAGCUGCAAAACAAUUAAAAGAUUUUAAAUCAAUUAAUGCCUCGAAUAACAUCACUCAAAAACUUUAUGAUGAUCCAACUGAUGAAAACAAUGCUUUAUCGAAAUUAUCCGAAAAAUCAAAAGAUCAAUCAAUUGUUUUAGAUAAUUCCAAACAAGAAACCGAACAAGAAAAUGAAAAAAUGGAGUCAGAACAUCCUGUUUUGAACCAGGAUUCUGAUUCUUAUAUGGAAAAACAAGUAAAUUCCAAUUCAAAUCCUUCAGAUAAUAAAGAUUCUAUGGAAAAUAUUAAUUAUGAUUCAUCACAAACUGAUCCGUUACAUUUACAAAAAGAAACUAUAAGAGCUUAG